GGGCACUUCAUACACUGUGUAGAGAGUAGUCUCCCACUGGGAAAGAAAGACUCACACACACGCACAAAAACCGAGGAGGCGAGCCUUGCAGACUUGGAAAAAGGGGCGCAAGGAGGCGGAGGAGGAGGAAGACGACGAGGAGGACGACGAAGAAGACAGGCAACAACACGUCGGGGAUUGCCCUCCCCCCUCUCCAGACUUGCCUUCCGAGUAAAGAGAGAGAGAGAGACGGACAGCUCACUCCCGAGACUUUUCAAGUCAGACUUCACAAGAUCCUGAGCGAGACAACACCAUCACUUUGGACGAUCCUCGACAUACUCGUGAUUUGGAUGUGUGAAGGAGCAUAACAACAACGACAACAGCAACCAUAACAACCCUUCCGUCCAUUUAACCUUGCCCGACUACUCUGCACAUUUGACAACUUGACAGGGAAACUCCCAAGUGCUCCAGUCCUUCGCCGAUCGUGGUGGUUGAACCGAGACACUUCCGGAUCCCGACACUUCAUGAGUUGCAAAACUUGGCACGGCUAAACUUGGCUGCUUUUCCCCUACGAACGUGUAGUUCGUUCCCAAACCACCAAAAUGGCCGCGCCCGGCCAAUUGCCCCAACAAUACUGUCUUCGGUGGAACAACCACCAGCACAAUCUCUUGAGCGUGUUUGAAGACCUCUUGAACUCGGAAGCAUUCGUGGAUGUGACCUUGGCUUGCGACGGGCUCCAGCUGAAGGCCCACAAAAUGGUCCUUUCCGCUUGUUCGCCUUAUUUCCAAUCCAUGUUGUACAACACUCCAGACCGACAUCCGAUCGUGUUCCUUCGGGACGUUCGAUACGCUGAGAUGAAGGCUCUUUUGGAGUUCAUGUACCGUGGAGAGGUGUCCGUCGAUCAAGAAAAUCUGUCCUCCUUGCUCAAGGUGGCCGAAGGUCUUAAGAUCAAGGGCCUGGCCGAGGUCAAUGACAAUGGUCCGUCCCCACCCACCAGUUCCCAUUCCAAAUUCCCCCUCCUGUCCCCUCUGGACACGCAUGGCGGUGGAUCUCCCGCCAAGCGAAUGCCCUCUCCUCCCAAUCCGGCUCCUCCUGUUGCCACUCAAAGUAGCCAGCCAAGCAGUAACAACUCAGGUGCUCUCGGUCCAAAGAGGAAGCGGGCCCGCCCAAGACGCUUCUCUGGGUCCGAGGCGGUUCCCAUGGCCGGGGGGUUCUCACACCUAACGGGACCCCGGCUGGAUCAACCACUCGAGGUUCAAACUGAGGACAUGAGCGAGGGCGUUAAGGCAGAUAAGGGUUUGCGAGAGGGUAAUAAUGGUGAUGCGUCUCCCGAAGAUGCUAAGGCUUUGGACUUAAUGUCAGAGGCCGAUAGUAACGACGGCCGUAGCUCUGGUAUGCUUACUCCCAAGAAAGAGCUGUGGCCGGCGGUUGACAACUCGUCAAAUCACCACACCCCAGGUAGUACUAUUGAGUCCCCUCGCACUCGCCCGCCCCGUCUUGCCACGCCCUCCUCGCGCAGUAGCUCGAGCCGGCGGUCUCCCUCCCCAUACUUGUCGCCCAAUAAUCAUGAUAGUUCACGUCCCGAUGACACGCCCCCCAGCUCGGAGAGAUCAGAAAGGUCCGAGAGAUCUGAACGUCACGAGCGUGGGGAUCGCUCUGGUACAAAGUCAUUUUCGGAGAUGUCAGUCCGCGGAUUGGACCUCCUUCGUUAUGCCACCAUGUCAGCGGAUGGCACUUAUCGAUGCAUAGAGUGUGAAAGGGUACAAAUCACCAAGAAUUUCAAGAACAAGUACAGCUUCCAGCGACAUGCCUUCCUCUAUCAUGAGGGGGCGGAGCGCAAAGUCUUUCCCUGUCCCAUUUGUCAGAAGGAGUUUUCCCGGCCGGACAAGAUGAAGAGUCAUUUGAAGACCGCCCACGAUUGUGUCAUUCCUAAGGCGGAUUCGGCCACCGCGUCAGCGGCAUCAGCUGCCAAUUCAGCCGCAGCCACUGUGGCUGCCGCUGCUGCGGCGGCCAGUCUGAGUCACUCCUCUCUCCUUGUGAAUCCGUUUCUGGGCCUGUCCGAUCAGGUCAGCAACGAGGGCAAGCUGGCCGGCAUUAAAGAGGCCCAGGAGGCCAUGGCUGCCACGCCCACUUCAAUGGCUUUGCUAAUGAAUCCCCUUCUUGGCAUGGCUUCACCACCCGUCCGUGGGAACGAUAUCGAUGAAGAUGAGGGACCGGUCUCACCCCCCGCACCCAAAUCUUCACGGAAGCGUCUCAGUAACACACCGACCAGCAGCAACCGCUCCCGUUGACCACGAGGCAAUCCACACCUACCUCACAAGACAACCCCACGAGUGAAGAAGAAGAGGAAGAAGAAGAUGAUGAUGAUGAUGACUUACUAUUAAUCGAGCACAAACUAGCGUUCAUUGGCACACGCCUCCCAACGCGCUCACUUACUCACUCACUCACUCACCCACCCAACGUCCAUCGAAACGUUGUGUGCCUCACACCCUUGUAAGGCUAGGCCGGAUGCACUCGCAAGGGCAUCCGAUCCCUGGUCCAACCCAUGAAGUACAACUGUUCUUGGAACCCAUUCGUUACCUUAAAUAGGGCAUCAAUCCAUAAUGUGAUCCUUGUUUCCACAGAAAUUAGUCACACUUAACCAUACACUUGUACACCUUAGCAGGCAAGCUUAUCUAGGUCAAUUGAGCAACCUUUCCCAGUGAUCAACAUUAUUCAAUUAUUCAAAGGACAUCUCUCAUCAAAAAACACACUUGAAUUCCCCCUUUUUUUGAACAUGUUAGCUUUUAAGUCUCUUUCAUUCCUUUGCAUUUCCAAGAACGUCUUGGCUUUGUUUUUAAUUUCUCCUCGGCUCAUUUCAAAAUUUGGGUUCCACAGAACUAUGAAAAUCACCUUUUGAUCGCCUUUUUAUAUAAUUGAAAGAUCAGAAAAAAUGUGACAGGAGAGAGACUGAUACAAGAUUUUCCAAAACCAAUUCUUAUGAUAAUAACGAUAACAACAACCGCCAACAACAUCAGACAAACAACCCCAAGAAAGAAAUAUUGCAAAGAAAAUAAGCCCACAUUUAUACAGUAAUGGAUUAUUUCCUAUCAAGUUUUCAGACACACAAAAAGCACCUUACAAUUGAAGCUCUACAGAACACAGCGUCAACGAUGAAUGAAAUUGACACUGCCCCAAGUUUGAAAAAGAAUUUGUUGUGUGUGGUAAUUGUUCGUACAUUAUGGGUAAUAAUAACAAUUCAUGAACAUGAUCAAGUACUAUUAUUACUUUAGAGAUUGCCUUAAUACUACAAUUCCACUUCUAUUAUAAUCAUUACAACAAGAGCUACUGCUACUACUUCAAUUACAUCUUCUACAACUACUACUACAACAUCUACAAUGAUUAUUACUACAACUAAUACAGAAAAAGAAGAUAAACAUGAAAACAUAUAAAAUGAAGAUUAUAACACAAGAUAGAUACAGAAUAUAUUUGUUAUGUCUGCAACGAGUAUAUGAUAUGUUUGCCAAAGAAUACGUACUACGUUUAUUAUUAUCAUUAUCAUUACUACUAGUACCACAACAACAACAACAACAGCAAUUAGAAAUGAAUGCUAGACAGUCCCGGUUAUUUCUUUGUUCUCCGAUAUUCUCCACUUGUUUCUCUUUUUAAUACUUUUUAGAUACCGAAACUAAUCCCUUUCAUUUCAUCCCGGUUCAUUAACACAACUAAAAUCCUAGUCUCAAGUGCAAUCAAAAACAACAAUUGGCAUUCUACCCGCAAAAAGUCAUGAUCUUACGAAACUCGCGUUCCCUUUCUCUUCUUUUGCACUUGUACAAAAUCAAAUGGCAAAUUGGACGUCCCUCUUUCCUUUUUCCUCGUCAUUUAUGUCCUUGAAUACACGUUCCCCUUUUGCCACUGUUGGUGAGAUCAAAAUACAUAAUGGACUCGAAUUCCAAUUCGGAUAAUGCAUAUGCUUCGAAGUUCGAAUCCUUGAAUUCCGAAAAUCCCAGAGCGCUUUAUUUGUUCAAAAAAUCUGCUCCCUCUUCUUUCCAAAACCAAACCCUUCUUCAUAUAGCUUAACUCUAUUGAAUGACAUCUGUGAUGAUUACGAACUUAAUCUCAAUAUUACAAGAAUAAUAAUCCGAAGUUAGUUGAAUAUGAUGCAGAUGUAUGUGCAACUUUGAUUUAGACACGUGUGAACACAACCUUUAUUGAAAUAAAUGUCGGCGAACAUUUGAGAUCAAGUCAUGUUUUGAAUGUCCAUCAUUCUUUCUUCGACACGCCUCUUUUCUUCAUUCAUCUCAUCUCUAUCUUGCAUAACGUAUCACAGAUGGAUGUACCUUCUUAUUUAGUAUAGUCGCAAAAAAAUACUCCGCAAUGAACGAAUGAAUAAUUAUAAUUUCUCCAUUAUAAUUCAUCUUUUUUGUUCUCGUCCUCCUCUUCCUCUUCCUCCUCCUUUUCUUC
Tigriopus californicus is the source of this 4422-nucleotide messenger RNA. RefSeq names its product protein tramtrack, beta isoform-like. Gene Ontology annotation, cellular component: nucleus. Bases 582 to 2270 code for a protein of 562 amino acids. Gene Ontology annotation, biological process: regulation of transcription by RNA polymerase II. The transcript has 5 exons. The record is from RefSeq and is a predicted model, not a curated record. Gene Ontology annotation, molecular function: protein binding. Lineage: Eukaryota; Metazoa; Arthropoda; Copepoda; Harpacticoida; Harpacticidae.